This is a messenger RNA of Ochotona curzoniae (black-lipped pika), 5297 nucleotides long. Its product is annotated as probable ATP-dependent RNA helicase DDX60. The transcript is spliced from 39 exons. Bases 114 to 5243 code for a protein of 1709 amino acids. Gene Ontology annotation, molecular function: ATP binding; single-stranded RNA binding; double-stranded RNA binding. Gene Ontology annotation, biological process: defense response to virus. Gene Ontology annotation, cellular component: cytoplasm. The record is from RefSeq and is a predicted model, not a curated record. NCBI's taxonomy places the organism in Eukaryota, Metazoa, Chordata, Mammalia, Lagomorpha, Ochotonidae.
UCCUUUGCAGGCCUGCCAUUUGCAUUAGCAACAACCACUUAGAGGAACCAGAGUAAAGGAUAUUUACUACAUAGUAGCUUCCAGUUCCAGUAGGAGGCAUAAGAGCAGCAAGAAUGGAUUCAAAAAAAUGCUUAAUGUUUUUAAACAAACUGUCAGAUAUAAUUCUGACUCAGAUGCCAAGAGCUGAGUAUUCCAGUAUAUUCAAUGAUUUUGUUGAAUCUGAAUUUUUCCUGCUUGAUGGAGAUUCAUUAUUUAUCACAAUGAUGUGUGAGCAGUCAUUAAGGAAGGGGCAAAACCUCCACUUUUUCUAUCUGGUUGAACGCUAUCUUUUGGAUCUCACUAGUAAAGGAGGACAAUUUGCCAUCGUCUUCUUCGAGGAUGCUGAGUUUGCGUAUUUCAAAUUCCCUGAACUUCUUCCUUUGAGGACUGCCUUGAUUCUUCAUCUUAAGAAUAACACCACCAUUGAUGUCCGAACUGAAUUUUCUGGAUGCUUAUCGGAAGAAUGGAAAGUCUUCUUGGAAACAAGUUACCCGUAUUUCCUGAUAGUUGCAGAUGAAGGCCUGAACCACCUGCAAACACAUCUUUUCAAUUUAUUAAUCAUUCAAACUUGGUCAUUGAAGGUCAAUGUUGUGCUUUUCUCAGGACAAGCAUCUGAUAUUCUUCGACUUUAUGCUUAUUUUAUGCUAAGCUUGUCUAACGUACGGGAAUUUUUCAAGCAGAAUGUGGAGACAAUUAAGAGUGUUUAUCAAGCCCUGCUUGAACAACUGGAAAAAAGGAGAGAUUUACUAUUAGCACCACUUUUUAAAGAUUUAAGAUGGGAAAAUCUGAUGGAAGAGGCCUGUGACACUGUUUCUCACCUUGAGCAAGUCUGGCCAGAGGGAGCUGAUAUUCGGCGUGUCCAUUGUGUUGCUUCAUGUGCACUGUCCUUGCGAAUGUACCAUCGUUUUCUAGGAAGCACAAAGACCACAGCUGAUCAGAAAACCGACACUGAUGAGGUGGAAAGUAAUUGCUUAAGCAUGCAGGAAGUGGAAGAUCUGUGCAGACUGCAUUGUCUCAGUGUGGUGUUUCUCCUCCAUUUACCUCUUUCGCAAAGAGCUAGUGCUCGAUUCAUCACUUCACAUUGGAUUCAGGAAAUUCAUACUUUUUUACAAAUGAAAAGUUUGUGUGAAUAUUUCAUCCUAAGUAAUAUAAGUAUUUUUGAAUCUUGGAAUCUGAAUUUACUUCACCUUUCUGACUUAAAUGAUGAGGCUUUGUGGAAGAAUAUUGUUUUUUAUUAUGAAAAUGAAAGUGUACAAGGCCUGCCUUUGGAAGUGGGACAAGUCAUUAUGAAGGAUUAUGAACAUCUCUGGAACACAGUGUCAGCACUGGUCAGAGAGUUUGAGAUUGGAAAGCCUUUUCCUCUGAGAACAACGGAAGUUUGCUUUCUUACCAAGAGCCCAACACCAAUCAAAGAUGGAUCUGAGAAAAAGAUGACUAAUUUGGGUUUCAUUCCAAUGUCAUCUGACAUAAUUGAUAAGUUUGCUGGAGAUAUUCUGAAAGAUUUGCCCUUCCUAAAGAGUGAUGAUCCUAUUGUCACUUCCCUGGUUAAACAGAAGGAAUUUGAUGAACUUGUGCAUUGGCAUUCUCACAAGCCCCUUAGUGAUGAAUACGACCAGACAAAGAGCAAUUUUGAAGAAAACUCUAGAGACCCCCGUGUACUACGAUCUGUACAAAAAUAUCAUGUCUUUCAACGAUUUUACGGGAAUUCAUUAGAAUCAGUCUCUUCAAAACUCAUCGUACCUCAAAAUGUUAAAGGAAAGAGGGAUUUUGGUGACUCUAAGAACAAAAAGACUCAUGAGACUAAGGCUGAAAUAAUUAUUAGAGAGAAUAAGAAGAGGUUAUUUGCCAAGGAAGAUCAAAAAGAGGAACAAAAAUGGAAUGCUCUUUCAUUUUCCAUUGAAGAGGAACUGAAAAAGAACUUAACCUCUGGAAUAAAAAAUCUGGAAGAUUUUUUAAAAUCAUGUAAAAGUAACUCAGUGAAAUUUCGAGUGGAAAUGGUAGGGCUAAACGCCUGCUUAACUGCAUGGAAAGAGCAUUGCCGAGGUGAAGAAGGAAGACACAUGAAAGAUUUAAGGAUAGCUGUUCAAAUGAUGAAGAGAAUCCACUGCUUGAUGGAAAAAUACCCAGAACUUUUGCAAGAAGCAGAUCGGCAAUUCAUAGCCAGAUGUCUUCAGUAUUUAGGGUUUGAUGAGUUGGCAAGUUCUCUAUGUCCAACCCAGGCUAUAAAUGAUGACACAAAGAAGACAACUAAAUAUUCAGUUGGCAUUGGCCCAGUACGGUUUCAGCUGCAACACAUGGGGCACUAUUUGAUGCGAGAGGAGAGAAAAGAUCCAGAUCCCAGGGUCCAGGAUUUCAUCCCUGACACAUGGCAGCGAGAGCUCCUGGAUGUUGUGGAUAACCAUGAGUCAGCAGUGAUCGUUGCCCCGACGUCCUCAGGCAAAACCUACGCUUCCUACUACUGCAUGGAGAAAGUGCUGAAGGAGAGCAAUGAAGGGGUCGUGGUGUAUGUGGCGCCAACAAAGGCCCUUGUUAAUCAAGUAGCAGCAACUGUUCAGAGUCGGUACACCAAACAUUUACCAGGAGGUGAGACUCUAUGUGGUGUUUUCACGAGGGAUUAUCGACAUGAUGCUUUGAACUGUCAGGUUCUUAUUACGGUGCCUGCCUGCUUUGAAAUUCUGCUGCUAUCUCCUCAUCGUCAAAAGUGGGUGAAAAGGAUCCAAUAUGUUAUAUUUGAUGAGGUCCAUUGUCUUGGUGGAGAAAUUGGAGCAGAAAUCUGGGAGCAUCUCCUUGUCAUGAUCAGAUGUCCUUUUCUGGCUCUUUCUGCUACCAUCAGUAACCCUGAGCAUCUCACUGCGUGGCUUCAGUCAGUUAAACAAUACUGGAGACAAGAAGAUGCCAUCAUACAGAAAAACAGCUCUUUGAAAAAAGAUGGUCAUCCUACCAGUUACCCCAAACAUUACUUGAGAGUCAGACAAUCAUAUAAAGUUAGACUCGUGCUCUAUGGAGAGAGAUACAAUGAUUUAGAGAAGUAUAUUUGCUCAAUUAAUCAAGAUGACAUUGACUUUAAACAUUUUCACCCAUGUGCUGCGCUAACAACAGAUCAUAUUGAAAGAUACGGAUUCCCUUCUGAUCUUUCCCUUUCACCUCGAGAAAGUGUCCAGCUCUACGACAUCAUGUUUCAAACAUGGGACAGCUGGCCCAAGGCUCAGGAAUUAUGCCCAGAGAACUUCAUUUAUUUUAAGAAUAAAUUAGUCAUUAAAAAGCUGGAUGCCAGAAAAUACGAAGAGAGCUUAAAGGAAGAAUUAAGAACUUGGGUUACAGAUGGCAACAUAAAGAAGGCCGAAAUGGUGCUGAGAAAUCUCCAUCCCCAUGCGAAUGUUAGCACAAACAACAUAGACAAUCUGUUUCCAGUUCUUGUUGAGAAGCUACGGGAGAUGGACAAGUUACCUGCAUUAUUUUUUUUAUUCAGCUUAGCAGCCGUAGAAAACAGAGCAAGAAAUGUGUUUGCGUUCCUGUAUGAAAAGCAGGAGAAGAAACGGCCUCCUAAAGCUGACAAGGAAGCCCAUGACAUGGCCAACAAACUUCGGAAAGUUAAAAAAUCUAUAGAGAAACAAAAGAUUCAAGAUGAAAAAGGCCAGAAGAGGAAUAAAACAAUGGAUCAAAGCCUGAUACACGAAGCCGAACAUGAUCAUCUACUGAAGAAUUUGGAGAAGAACCUGGAAAUUCCUCAGGACUGCACAUACGCUGAUCCAAAAGCUAUCGAUGCUGAGACUUUACAGAUGGUGUUUGAUCGAGUAAAAUUUCAAAGAAAAGGUCAUAUAUUGAAAGACUUGGCAAAAAGGGGCAUUGGAUAUCAUCACAGUUCCAUGAGUGCCAAAGAGAAACAGUUAGUUGAAAUACUCUUUAGGAAAGGAUACAUUAGGGUGGUAACUGCUACUGGGACACUUGCUUUAGGAGUCAACAUGCCUUGUAAAUCCGUUGUUUUUGCUCAAAACUCUAUCUAUCUGGAUGCUUUAAAUUACAGACAGAUGUCUGGUCGGGCUGGCAGACGAGGCCAAGAUCUGCUUGGAAAUGUGUAUUUCUUUAAUAUUCCAUUUCCCAAAAUAGAAAAACUCAUAAAAUCCAAAGUUCCUGAAUUGAGAGGACAGUUCCCUUACAGCAUCACCUUCAUCCUUCGACUUAUGUUGCUUGCUUCCAAAGGAGAUGACCCAGAUGACGCCAAGGCCAAGGUUCUGUCAGUGCUGAAGCAUUCUUUGCUGUCCUUCAAACAAACCAGAAUCACAGGGAUGCUAAAACUCUACUUCUUGUUUUCUCUGCAAUUACUGGUCAAAGAGGGCUAUGUAGAUCAAGAAGGUAACCCGAUGGGGUUUGCUGGACUUGUAUCACAUUUGCAUUAUCAUGAGCCGUCUAAUUUUGUUUUUGUCUAUUUUCUUGUAAGAGGCCUUUUCCAUAAUCUAUGUCAGCCCACCACAAAAGGCUCAAAGCGUUUUUCUCAAGAUGUUAUGGAAAAGUUAAUGUUGGUAUUGGCACAUCUCUUUGGAAGAAGAUAUCUUCCAGCAAAGUUCCAAGACACCACUCUAACGUUUCAUCAGUCCAAGGUAUUCCUUGAGGAUCUCCCAAAAGAUUUCAGUGAUGCUUUACAUGAGUAUAACAUGAAUGUUACAAAGGACUUUACAUCUUUCCUACUAAUGGUUUCCAAAUUCGCUGAUAUGAAACAGGAAUACGAACUCCCAUUAUCAAAAAUCAAUUUCUCAGGUAAAGAAUGUGAGGGCUCCCAACUGGUGUCUCACUUGAUGAACUGCAAGGAAGGAAGAGCAGCUAUCUCACCAUUUGCUUGUCUCUCUGGAAACUUUGACAGUGAUUUACUUCAAGUACACGAUUCAGAACAUCUCAUUAUGCGCACAAUUGGUAUCAAUCACACACAAGCUCCUGUGCUGUGGCCACAGAGAUUUGAUAGCCAAGGAAGGCGGAUUCCACUUGAUGCUUACGCACUUGAUUUCUACAAACAUGGCUCCUUGCUAGGACUGGUCCAGGACAACAGGCUACAUGAAGGAGCAGCUUAUACAUUACUGAAGGAUUUUGGACUCACCAUUAAAGCUAUCAGUGUUGCCCUGCGUGAACUGUGUGAAAAUGAAGAUGACAAUGUUGUCUUAGCAUUUGAACAAUUGAGUGAAACCUUUUUUGAAAAAUUUAAUAAAGUUUGAAGACAGAACCUGGAAAUUCAAGUAACCUGGUACCACAACAGAGGACGAAGAACA